Messenger RNA from Cooperia oncophora, 348 nucleotides. The record is from the annotation of a GenBank genome assembly. NCBI's taxonomy places the organism in Eukaryota, Metazoa, Nematoda, Chromadorea, Rhabditida, Trichostrongylidae.
AUGAGAUUCGCUAUCCUGUUUUUCAUCGCUUUGCUAGCUUUGACUCUGGCUAGACCCCACUCCAGUGACAGCUCAGAUUCUGAUGAGCAGCCCCAUAGAGGAAAGCCACAUCAUCAUCAUCACAAGCACCAUCAUCGACACACGCAUCGCCCUCCACCGCCACCACAAACUGUCGCUCCUGUAACCACUGACGGAAGUCCUGUCGUCUCCGAUAUACCAUCUGAUGCUCCCUCUAAUCCGACCGAAUUUGGCCCCAUCGUCACUACAGGAGGUGUAACCACGGAAAUUCCUGAAGUCACAUCAGCUUCUCCCGAAGGAACCGUCGGAAGUGUCUCUGUUGGGGUGUAA